CGUCAAACUCAAUAUGGCGAACCAGGAAGAUUCAGCAUUUGAAAUCCCUCUUAAACGUCCCAGGCUUGAUGGGACUGAUUGUGAGGGUCCACCUAGUCAAGGUGGAACCUUGUUAGAUACUUGUGAAAGUAAAGACACAACUAAACCUGACAACCUCGGAGGACCGAUUGGAGGUACAGCAUGUCCAUAUCCAUCAGCCUUGGUGUCAUCAGAGAUGACAGAGACAGACUCCAUGAAAGUGAAUGAUGGUUCCUCAUCGGAAGAGGUGGAUAUAACAACAGGUGACAAUUCUGACAAUUCUGACAAUUUGAGUGACCUCUCUGGUAUGAGUGAAGAUGCAUGGAAGCCGAUUGCAGCAGGUCCACUUUCCUGGGUACAGCGGCAGAUGUCUGAUGGACAGAAUCCACGGGACAUUCUCAGGGAGUUGGUGACAGCUGAUGCAGUUAUCUCCCCUGAUCUGGAUGACUUCACCUUGUGGCAGAUAAUCAUUAACCUCAUGUCAGAGCCACCUAAACGCAAGAAACUACACAACAUAAAUACUCUGGACGAUGUGCUGGACCUGAUGAGAACUUGCAAGAAGAUUAUGGUUCUCACUGGUGCUGGAGUUUCAGUCUCCUGCGGUAUUCCGGACUUCCGAUCACGGAAUGGUAUCUAUGCACGAUUGGCAGUCGACUUCCCAGACCUUCCAGAUCCACAGGCUAUGUUUGAUAUCAGAUAUUUCCAAAAUGACCCACGGCCAUUCUUCAAAUUUGCAAAAGAAAUCUACCCAGGCCAGUUUGAACCAUCUCGAUGUCACAAGUUUAUCCAGUUGAUAGAGCAACAUGGCAAGUUAUUGAGAAACUACACGCAGAACAUUGAUACCCUGGAACAAGUGGCUGGCAUCAGGAAUGUCAUACAGUGUCAUGGUUCUUUUGCUGGUGCUACAUGUAUGGUGUGCAGGCACAAAGUCACUGCUGAGGAUGUUAAAGAAGACAUCUUUAACCAGAUAAUCCCACGCUGCCCAGUGUGUCCGGCAGACUCUCCUAUGUCCAUAUUGAAACCAGACAUUGUAUUUUUUGGUGAGAGUCUGCCUGAUGAGUUUCAUCGUCAGAUGGCUGAAGACAAAGACGAGUGUGAUCUUCUCAUUGUUAUCGGGUCCUCCCUCAAAGUCAGGCCUGUUGCCCUCAUUCCAAAUUCCCUCCCAUCCAGUGUACCUCAAAUCCUGAUCAACCGAGAACCUUUGUCUCACAUGAACUUUGAUGUGGAGUUGCUGGGAGACUGUGACUGUAUUAUCAGUGAACUCUGCAAGCGGUUAGGGUCAGGCUGGUCCCACCUUGCAGACAAAACACCUCCCCUUGUACAGAUCCGACGGACAGAGCUGGCCACGCCCCCCUCUCUCAGUGCAGUCAUGUCAGGGGUAGAUCUCACUGAGAACAUGAAUCACAAAGACACAGAUAGUGCAGUGACAACUGAAAACACAAUCCUACCACAAUCAAGUCCAUGUUUGUCAAACGAUGCUGGUGUUAAAGCUGAUGUUAAAAUGUGUGUUGAUACUGAUGUUAAACCAUCAGUUGUUGCAGAUGUUAAUUCUGUUGCUGCAGACAUUGAUGCAUCACUUGUAGCUGGUGUUAAGACAUUGAUUGCUGCUGCUGCUGAAGCAUCAUCUCUUAUUGAGGCAAAAACAUCGAUUGCUGCUGAUGUCAAAUCAUUAGUUAAUGCUGAUGUUAAGCCACCAGUGGUUACUGAUAUUCAAAGAUCUGGUGCUGAAUCUGACUCUUCAAGUUUUCCAAGAGAUACCUUGGAAGUGUCUCAUAAAAGUAACACUAUUGAAAUUAGUAGAGAGUCAAAAGCAGAUGUUACCACGACUGACAACAAGAGUGAAAUAACAGAACAAACACAUACGGAAUCAGGCAGUGAGAGUUAUCUCCCCUAGCAAGGCCCACAAGAUAUUGUGACAGGGGAGGAGGAGGCAACAGUGACUGAGGAGGAAAAAGAGCUGUAUGGAGCUCUGGACACAUCGCUGCAGGAGAUGCAGAAAAUGUGGCACAUCCAUGAGAGGGAAAGUGUUGCCAAGAGGCUGCAAGAUGACCAGUUCCUGUUCCUGCCACCCUGUCGGUAUGUGUUCCACGGGGCUGAGGUCAUGUCGAUUGAAGAAGAGUCAGAGGAGAGUGACCAGGACUCGUUAGUGUCCGAGUCCGUGACCUGCACACCAGUCAGUGUGGGGAGGACACUGUGGAAGAGGAUAACACCAAGCCCCACCCACACACUGACUCGGGGAACACUGAGACUACAACAGACAUUAAACUGUUUGAGGCAACUGGAAUCACAGACGUUGGGAAAGAGGCUUGUACUUAGGUGGCAGUCUAUCGUUGUUUGUCCACAUACUGCUCUCAUUCUAAACCACAUGCGUCAAGAUUUCACAUACAUUGUAGCUGUUCGUCAUAGUGUAUUGGAGUCAGGAGUUGGAACCAAAGAUCACACAAGACUGCCAAAACAUUUUACAUUUACAGAUAUUUUUAGUUACUGCAGGUAUCAUUAUUAGUAUUAAUCGUAAUUAUAAAUAUCAAAUGUAACAUACAGCUUGCACCGUGGAUUUGAGAGGGUUUUUCGGUUUAUUUACAUAUCAGUAAGUAGGUUGAUGGUAGACGUGAGUAUACAGAGUAAACAAGAUGAAUCAAACCAAACAAUAAGGCAGGGCUCCAGAUUUUUUC
Haliotis rubra (blacklip abalone) is the source of this 2690-nucleotide messenger RNA. RefSeq names its product NAD-dependent protein deacetylase sirtuin-1-like. The record is from RefSeq and is a predicted model, not a curated record. Gene Ontology annotation, molecular function: NAD+ binding. Lineage: Eukaryota; Metazoa; Mollusca; Gastropoda; Lepetellida; Haliotidae.